GUUUAUACAAUUGUAGAAAGGACGUGUUCCAAUCAUCCCUUGCAUAACUAUGGCGUCGCACUGCAGCCUCGGUAUUAGUAUGCGGGGAAGCCAAGGGUCAUAGUGAGGGGAGAAACACUGCACUUCAUUCUCUCCGAAACCUUACAAUCCUUUCCUACUCAGAUUCACUCCAAACAGUAGAGUAGAAAGCUGUACAAACAUGCCCAUCUUCAGGAGCCCGCAUAAGGACAUUGACCUUCCCACCGAUAUCACAAUAUUCGAGUGGCUCUUUGGGGAGAAGUCCAAGUUCUCGCCCCUCAACAAGUUCCCCGAGGAGGACCUGGCAGGCUAUCUAGAUGCAUCUACUGGAGAUCGGGUAUCGUGGAAGGAAGUGAGGUCAGCGGCCACAUACAUAUCGACCGCGCUUCACAAGAAGUAUGGGUUCCAGACAGGGGAUACACUGUCGCUGUUCAGCAGGAACUCUAUAUGGUACCCCGUGACGUUGUUUGCGGCCGUCAGGAUCGGUGGCGUCGUCUCUGGUGCUUCCCCGGCGUAUAACGUGGAGGAGAUGACCUACGCCCUGAAGACGGCGAACGCCAAGUUUCUGGCAACCCACCCGUCUUCGAUGGCCGUGGCGGCCCGGGCGGCAGAGAAUGCCGGAAUCCCCCAGUCUCAUGUGUUCCUGCUGGAGGGGUCGCUCGAGGGCUACACGACCGUCCAGGACCUGAUCAAAGUCGGCAAAAGCUAUGGCGACGCCGGCCAAGUUGCUCCUUUCGAGCUUCCGAAGGGCAAGAAGAACAAGGACAUCUGCGCCUUUCUGAGCUUCUCAUCGGGGACUACAGGUCUUCCGAAAGCUGUGAUGAUAUCACACCAGAACGUGAUAGCUCAAUCCCUGCAGGUCGAGCAGCUGACACCGGAAGACCACAGGCAAGUCCUCGGGGCCCUGCCUCUGUUCCACAUCACAGGGCUGGUGCACAGCCUCCACUUCCCCGUCUUCCUCAACGCGGAGGUGAUCAUGCUGCCGGAGUUCUCCAUGCAGGCGAUGCUCGAGACCAUCGUCAAGUACCAGAUCCGGGAGCUGCUGCUCGUGCCGCCGCUGCUGAUCCGCCUGGUGCGCGACCCGAUCGUGGACAGGUACGACCUCCGCUGCGUGCGGCGCUUCUCCAGCGGCGCCGCGCCCGUGUCGGAGGAGAUCCUGCAGCUCCUGCAGCAGAGGUUCCCCUGGACGGGGUUCAAGCAGGGCUACGGGAUGACGGAGUCGUGCUCGUGCAUUACGGCCCACCCUCCCGACGCGUACGACUACAAGUUCGCGCACAAGGUCGGCAAGGUCGUCGCGAGCACCGAGGUCAGGAUCAUCAAGGAGGACGGGUCGGAGGCCGGGGUCGGGGAGCCCGGAGAGAUACUGGCCAGGGGUCCACAGAUCGUCAUGGGGUACCUGAACAACGACAAGGCGACCCGGGACACGUUCGAGGCCGGAGGUUGGCUCCGCACGGGCGACCAGGGCGUCAUGGACGGAGACGGCUUCAUCACGAUUACUGAUCGGCUCAAGGAGAUGAUCAAGGUCAAGGGUAUAGCCGUGGCGCCUGCGGAGCUCGAAGACCUGCUUCUAGGACAUGACAAGAUUGAGGAUUGCGCGGUGCUGAGCAUUCCCGACGACAGAGCAGGAGAGCGGCCCAAGGCGUUCGUCGUUGUAAAGAAGGGGUAUUGUGCCGAUGAGGCGAUCGGGCUAGACAUUAUCAAGUAUGUGGAGGAGCGAAAGGUCAGACAUAAGUGGAUCAAGGAGGUCGAGUUUAUCGAUGAUAUUCCCAAGAGCGCAAGUGGUAAGAUCUUGAGAAGGGUUCUAAGAGAUGCUGCGAAACAGGGUGCCAGUAGGAUCGUUGUAAAUGCUGCACCUAGAGAAAGAGCGAAACUGUAGCAGACCACUUGUCAUUGGAUCUUGAUCAUGGUGUAAAUAUUACUGAUAAAUAUUUUCCAUGGUUAUGGUAGAGCACUAACUAGGAGAGGGAAUGGUUCUGAGCCUUGGCACGGAGGGUACGUUUGUAGACAUAAGAACGUAAAGCCUCCACUAUACUGCAGUGACUGCUAUAGUUUCCUUUGA
This is a messenger RNA of Truncatella angustata, 2077 nucleotides long. RefSeq lists its product as uncharacterized. The record is from RefSeq and is a predicted model, not a curated record. Bases 200 to 1894 code for a protein of 564 amino acids. NCBI's taxonomy places the organism in Eukaryota, Fungi, Ascomycota, Sordariomycetes, Amphisphaeriales, Sporocadaceae. The transcript has 3 exons. Gene Ontology annotation, molecular function: CoA-ligase activity.